AUUUUUUUUUUUUUAAGUUCACAAUUUUGGCUACAAAGCGGUCUUGUGGUUUCAGCAAUGUAGCAUUACAUCCUAGAUCAUUUGUUUUGCUGUGGAGCAGGGGAACCUUCCAAGUCCUUUCACAACAUGUCUGAGGACAGUGCGAGGGUCACCUUUGACUGGGUGCUGGACCAGGUGAGAUGGCUGCUGCAGGUGUCUUCGCCUGCGGAGCUCGGCACCUUGUUUCAGAAGAUGUUGGAGGCGCAGGUCUUUCCCAACUACCACUACCUGUCCCCCUGUGAAGAAGAGCACUCCCUGUGGGAGAGAGGUGCCUGCGAGACGGACCGUGAAGAUCUGGCACGGAGGAUGGCGCUACCUAUGUGGCAAAGGUGGGAUGCCUGUCAGGGGAUUUUGCAAUCCGUGCUGCACCAGGAAGCUGUCUCCAGUUUGGAAUGUCCCGGGAUCUCCUUAGGUAACUUUUGGGAGUCUUGGAACGCCGAACUGAUAGACAAUAAUGUGGAAGAUGCGGACAGUGUCCUCGCUGACCUCUACAGCAAUUCAAUCCUUUUGGAGACUGUCAGCUGUGAUCAGGACCUUGGCGACCAAAGAGAGACCGGUGCGUUUCUGGAACCAUGCAACCCCAAUGGAGGUGAAGUGCAGCUGACGCCACUGGAGACAGUCUGCUUUACUCAAGUUUCUGCAAGUGCAACAGAAAAAGUGUAUGGGCCAUGUGCAUUGCCGGUCACCAGAGAUUCUGAUCAAGCCUCUGUCAGCCAGAAGAAUGAAGCUGCCCAUGUACGCCUUGGCGACUCGACACAGACAGACUUUGAAGGUUGA
Molecule: messenger RNA, 816 nt
Organism: Clupea harengus (Atlantic herring)
Lineage: Eukaryota; Metazoa; Chordata; Actinopteri; Clupeiformes; Clupeidae
Gene: ciita
Product: class II, major histocompatibility complex, transactivator
Exons: 7
Coding region: 127-816 (229 amino acids)
Biological process (GO): positive regulation of transcription by RNA polymerase II; positive regulation of MHC class I biosynthetic process; positive regulation of MHC class II biosynthetic process
Molecular function (GO): protein binding; ATP binding
Source: RefSeq, a predicted model, not a curated record